GGGUGGAAUCUGAAAUGACAGUGGGUGGGGACUCGGGUUGAAGUGUCUCUAUCUGCCUGCCUGCGCGAGACACACAUCCAGAGGAGGCUUGACACCACUCUACUCCGACGUGCUGAAACAGCUGACCUGAACAGAUGUCUUGAUAAAAAACAAACCUGGAAUACAUUUUUCACCUUUAAAUAAUUUCAUCAGGUAGAACAUCUGAGAAAAGAUCAGCAUCAUGUCAAAAGAUGUUGAUAGAAACCAGGUUCUUCAAACCACCAGGGUGCGGACUACACUGAAAAACGACGUCAGUUGGAUCCAGAAAUCAAAAGAGAAAAAGGAAGAGCAUCACACUGCAAGGAAACAAAACGUUGUGGAGACCAAACCCGUCUCAGUCAGACAGAAGGCAUCUGUCCUGUCCACAGACAGCAAAUUCAAUGAUUCGGCUAAUCAGGCAAUUGGUGCAGAUAUUCCUCCCCGAAAAGAUGCUCAGCCUGAGGGGUCAACAGUGGAAUCCACAGACGAUACAAAGCCCCAAGCACCCAUAAAAGAACAUAUCAAAUAUGAUAAGGCACAACCAGAAAAAUCAGUUACCAACACACCUGAAAAAAAGAAGGAAGAAUAUGCUGACACAGCAGUUAAUCUGUCAGAUGUGAAACACAUCUCUGCAGAGGUUCCAUCAGUUUCUUCAACAAAGAAAAAUCCAGAGUGUCCUGUGGGCCUGGGUGAACAGCCAGUUGCCAACACAACAGCAGAAAACAAGCAAGAAUAUGUUAAUACAACUGACCAGUCAAAUGAAAAACACAGUGAGGAUAAGGUCUCUGCAGAUGCUCAUGAAGAUGUUGUUGCAGAAACCUCUGCUGUUGCUGGCACCGGAGAGAGUAAAGACACUGCUGAUGUCCAUGCUGGGCUUGCAGUUGAACUGAGACCUCAAGAGGAACCUUCAACCAAAACAGAGUCAGCAGGUGUAGAAUCACCUGUACAACCUGCAGAGGGGAGUCCUCCAAAACAGGCUGCAGAAGAAAUUGUUGAAGCUGUAGCUGAGGUUGUGGUGAAGUCAUUGCCUGACAAGAGUGAUGCAAUUAUUCCAACACCAGUGAAACCAGUCCCUGGUUUAUUGGUAGAAUCUGUAUCCAAAUCACCCUCUGAACCUGCAGCUAAAACCGCCACAGAGGGGAGCUGUGUGAAAGGUCCACCAGAACAGGUUGCUGUAGAGUCAUUGCCUGGGACUCCUACUGUCACUGAUGUCUCGGGAGAAGAGGUUGCUCUCCAAGACAGGAUGGAACCAGUCCCUGGUUUAUUGGCAGAGUCUUUAUCCGAAUCACCCACGCAACCUGCUGCUGAUACCGCUACAGAGGGGAGUUGUGAAAAAGGUCCCCCAGAACUGGCUGCUGGGAAAACUGUCAAUGCUGUUAGUGAGGUUGCCGUGGAGUCAACGCCGGAGACUCAUGCUGUCACUGAUGCUUCAGGAGAAGAGGCUGCUCUCCAAGACAGAGUGGAACCAGUCCCUGGUUUAUUGGCAGAAUCUGUAUCCGAAUCGCCCACGCAACCUGCUGCUGAAACUGCAGUCAAGUCUGUGGAGUGUAAACUUGUGUCUGCAGCCUCAACAGAGCCUGUUUUAAAGAACAGAGCUGAAAUAGCUGAGCGUGAAGUCCAGCCUGUUGAUAACACUGUUGUCAUGCACAGCAUUGAGCCAACAACUAGGACUGCAGCUGAAGCUGCUCCUAAACCUCUGAAAGAUCCAAAACAAUCUCUCACCAAGGAUACAAAACUGAACCAACAGUCUGAUAAUACCAACAACUCUGAAAUGUUUCAAAAGCCCGUGGAGGAGCUGCAGUCCACACAAACUCGGAAUAAGACCAGGCAUAGCAAAGAUGUUUGUUCAUUCUGUGACAAAAUAAUUGAGGGAUAUGUCAAGAUCAAAUUCAGUGAACCUCUGGUGCAGUGCCACCCUGACUGUCUAAAGUGUGGUGUGUGCGCUAAGGCCCUGGGAGAUAUGCUGACCCCCAUGUUUUUGCUUAACCAAGUGAUCCAAUGUGAUGGCUGCUUUGCAAAAGCUCUAAGACCUAAAGCCUAACUGGGACAAAUAUGUCAUCAGAGAAGACCCAAACCAUACUGUGAUUAAUGUGUUGUUGGGGGUGGGAACUCACCACUGUUGCCUUAAGCCUGUAUUCUGUCUUUUGAAAGAAUUUCCCUACUGAAAGUUGUUUAGGAUAUAGUGUAUUGUCAGGAUUAAGCAUUCUAUUAGGAAAAGGUUUGGUAGCAUAUCAUUGUAACAACUGCCAAAGAACGUACUGUAUACUGUUAAAAUAAAAUCACAAAUUACUGCUGCA
Micropterus salmoides (largemouth bass) is the source of this 2315-nucleotide messenger RNA. RefSeq names its product proteoglycan 4. Bases 221 to 2059 code for a protein of 612 amino acids. The transcript has 9 exons. Lineage: Eukaryota; Metazoa; Chordata; Actinopteri; Centrarchiformes; Centrarchidae. The record is from RefSeq and is a predicted model, not a curated record.